AUGUCAGUCACAUACCAGCUACAUACCACCCACGGUGACAUUAAGAUUGAGAUCUUUUGCGAAUCUGUUCCCAAGACGGCCGAAAACUUUCUGGCUCUUUGCGCGUCGGGAGCCUACGAUGGCACGCCUUUCCACAGGCUAAUCCCUGAUUUCAUGGUUCAGGGAGGAGACACAUCAUUGACUGCCCGAAACACAGAGGAAAACCCGAUCCCUAAAGGAGGAACAUCAGUUUGGAAAGAGUACUUUGAGGACGAGAUCAAAGUUCCAGCAUUGCGACAUAGCGGCCGAGGAAUGGUAUCGAUGGCGAACAAAGGUCCUAACACGAAUGGCAGUCAAUUCUUCAUUAUCUUUAAGGAGGCUUCACAUCUUGACGGCAAAAAUACAGUGUUUGGGCGGGUUAUUGACGGUGCCGAAGAAGCUGGUACCCUGGAGAGAAUGGAAGGCGUAACCGUCGACAGGAAAUUCCGCCCAAAGGACGAGAAGAUUAUCCUCGAACGUGUGACGAUACAUGCGAAUCCAUUGGCAGGCUGA
Capronia epimyces CBS 606.96 is the source of this 531-nucleotide messenger RNA. Its product is annotated as peptidyl-prolyl cis-trans isomerase-like 3. Gene Ontology annotation, cellular component: catalytic step 2 spliceosome. Gene Ontology annotation, biological process: protein folding; protein peptidyl-prolyl isomerization. Gene Ontology annotation, molecular function: peptidyl-prolyl cis-trans isomerase activity. The transcript is spliced from 2 exons. NCBI's taxonomy places the organism in Eukaryota, Fungi, Ascomycota, Eurotiomycetes, Chaetothyriales, Herpotrichiellaceae. Bases 1 to 531 code for a protein of 176 amino acids. The record is from RefSeq and is a predicted model, not a curated record.